AUGUCCAACUCGAACAAAAGCAAGAAGGACAAAGAAAUCCUGGCGGAGUACGAGAGCCAAGUCAAAGAUGUUCGGACGCAGCUGGUGGAGCAGCAGCGCUGUCUGGAGCAGCAGACCGAGAUGCGGGUUCAGCUGCUCCAGGAUCUGCAGGACUUCUUCAGGAAGAAGGCCGAGAUCGAGACGGAGUAUUCCAGAAACCUGGAGAAGCUGGCUGAGCGGUUCAUGGCCAAAACACGCAGCACCAAGGACCACCAGCAGUACAAGAAGGACCAGAACCUGCUGUCUCCGGUCAACUGCUGGUACCUGCUCCUGAACCAGGUGAGGCGGGAGAGCAAAGACCACGCCACCCUCAGCGACCUGUACCUGAACAACGUCAUCACCCGGCUGACACACAUCGGCGAGGACUCGGCCCGCCUGCUGAAGAGGAGCAAAGACAUCAUCUUCCAGCUUCAGGAAGACCUCAUGAAGCUUCUGAAUGAGCUCUACACCGUGAUGAAGACGUAUCACAUGUACCACGCGGAGACCAUCAGUGCAGAAACCAAGCUGCGGGAGGCGGAGCGUCAAGAGGGCCGCGUGAAGGGCGUGUCGGGCUCUGGCGGGGGGGCGGAGCCUGUGUUCGGCCUGCGGAUCGAUGAGCGCCACCAGAGACGCAACGCCGCCCGCAAGAUGGAGAAGAUGAAGGAGAAGAGGAAGGCAAAAUACUCUGAGAACAAACUGAAGACCCUGAAAGCCCGGAACGAGUACCUGCUGACCCUUGAGGCCACCAAUGCGUCCGUCUUCAAGUACUACAUCCACGACUUGCCCGACAUCAUUGACUGCUGUGACCUAGGGUACCACUCCAGUCUGAGCCGGGCCCUGAGGACCUACCUUUCUGCCGAGCUGAGCCUCGAGGCCUCCAGGAGGGCGGGUCUGGAGGUUCUGGAGGGGGCCGUGGAGGGUCUGGACCCGGCCCGGGACCGCCAGCGCCUGCUGGGACUGUAUCCCAACGCCUUCUGCCCGCCGCAGCGCUUCGGCUUCCAGGCACACAUGGGCGACGCGGUGACCCAGAUUGCCUCUCAGCCUCAGGUCCAGGCUGAGCUCACCCUGCGGCUCACCCAGCUUCAGACCCGCCUCACAUCUCUGAAGAUCGAGAACGAGGAGGUGAAGAAGACCUGGGGGGCCACCCUGACCACCCUGCAGGACAUGACGGUGCUGGAGGACUACGACGUGUCGCAGAGCUUCACCCACAGCCCGUCCUCCGAGUCCGUCAAGUCCAGCGUGUCGGACGGAUACCUCAACAAGCCCAGUCUGGCCAAGAGGCGGGCCAACCAGCAGGAGACCGAGCUCUUCUACUUCAACAAAUUCCGUGAAUACCUCGAAGGAAGUAACCUGAUCUCCAAACUGCAAGCCAAACACGACAUCCUGAAGAAAGCCUUAGCUGAGGGAUAUAAAGCCGAGCUGCUGACCACCAGUCGUGGGCGGAAGAACUCCCACAGCAAGCACCAGGACUCUGCUAAAGCCAUCCCUCUGCUGGUGGAGAGCUGCAUCCGCUACAUCAACCUUCACGGUCUUCAGCAUCAGGGUAUUUUCCGGGUGUCUGGGUCACAGGUGGAGGUCAACGACAUCAAGAACUCCUUCGAGAGAGGUAACGACCCGCUGAUUGACGAGGAGAACAACCACGACAUCAACUCGGUGGCGGGAGUCCUGAAGCUGUACUUCAGGGGUCUGGAGAACCCGCUGUUCCCCAAGGACCGCUUCAACGACCUGCUGUCCUGCGUCCGGAUGGACAGUCUGUAUGAGCGAGCUCAGUGCAUCAGGAAGAUCCUGCUGGGCGUCCCCAGAGCUACGCUGGUGGUGAUGCGCUACCUGUUCGCCUUCCUCAACCAUCUCUCCCAGUACAGCGAUGAGAACAUGAUGGACGCUGGAAAUCUAGCCAUCGUGUUUGGACCGACACUCCUGCCGACCCCCGACACGCUGGACCAGGUGGCCUGUCAGGCACACGUCAACGAGGUGGUGAAAACAGUCAUCCUGAACCACGACAACAUCUUCCCCGACUCCAAGGAGCUGCCGGGCCCGGUCUAUGAGAAGUGCAUGACGGGAGACCAGUACUGCGAGAGUCCGUUCAGCGAGCCAGGAGCCUUGGAGGAGACUGAGCCUGAUGGUGGCACUGAGACCCAGACCAGCGAUGAGGACGGUGAAGCUGUGGAGGCAGUGGCAAGGUUUGACUACGUGGGCCGAUCGGGUCGCGAGCUGUCCUUCCAGAAAGGGGCAUCGCUGCAGCUCUUCCAGCGGGCCUCACAUGACUGGUGGGAGGGCCGGCUGAACGGCAGCCGCGGCUUGGUGCCUCAUCAGUACAUCGUGGUGAAGGACAGGCGAGUGAACAGCCCCAGAUGGGCUGACGCCACGUCUGACACACUGAGCCAGAAGACCGAUAGCGACGGAGGGAGCAGCAGCACCGAUGACAGGCGCUCCCGCAGCGAGCUGAGCUCCCCCACCGACAUCCGCCCGCCGGAGACCUACAACAGCCACAGGAGGAAACGGACCGAAGGCCUCUUCCGCCGCCCGCUCUGCCGCUCAGAUGCCCACAGCAAUGGAGGCGUGCUGGAGCGGAGCUCUCCGCCUGUGACGGGUCACUUCAGCCCCAGAGACCUGUUGCUGGGCCGCAGUCAGGGCCUGACCCCGCCCCUCGACAGCCCGGAACGCCGCCGCCGCUCCGCCGCCGCCGUCACCAUGACGGUGAGCCGACACGACUCCCUGCGCCGCCUGGAGGACAAGUCCGUCCGACGCUCCAGCAGCGGGCAGCACGGAUUCGGAGAACCGCACCGGUCCAGAGGUCUGGACCCCGACGGCCUGGCUCAGGACCUGGAGGUGACGGUGACCCUGGGGGAUCUGGGGGAUCUGCGGAUCCAGGGCUGCCGUCCAGCACCGGACGUGGUUCUGGACACCUUGGAGCAGGUGAAGAACGGCCCUGGCACCGCCUGCUCCUCUGAAUCGCCGAGCCCCCACAGCACCCCCAGCACCCCGGGCACGCCGGGCACCCCGGGCACGCCGGGCACCCCGAGCCCCCUCAGCCCGCUGAGCCCCCUCAGCCCGCUGCCGGGACCCCCGCCGGGACCCCCGAGGCCCUCCAACCCGUCGCCGGAUGCCCCGGGAUCCUUCCAGCCCGUGGCGACGGCGGCCGCCCGUGGUGCCGGGACCCCGCUGAGGCCCCCGGCCCUCAGGCCCAAACCCUCGGUCCCACCGAAGAGCGGCACCCCCCCUCUGCCCUCGCCGCUCGACAAAUCCUGCACCAUGUGAGCCAAACUGGGCCGGAAGUGCGCCGAAUCAGGCCGGCCCGGGCCAGAACUGGG
Molecule: messenger RNA, 3329 nt
Organism: Salarias fasciatus (jewelled blenny)
Lineage: Eukaryota; Metazoa; Chordata; Actinopteri; Blenniiformes; Blenniidae
Product: SLIT-ROBO Rho GTPase-activating protein 1-like
Exons: 23
Coding region: 1-3276 (1091 amino acids)
Biological process (GO): signal transduction
Molecular function (GO): protein binding
Source: RefSeq, a predicted model, not a curated record